UUCCCAUGCUGGCGGUCAGGUGUCUUUGCCAGGGCCGGACGUCGGGAGAUGGCGAUUUCCGGGGGAAGGGGCGGGGCUUCACCCAGGGCUGCGACUUCUGCUUCCGGUCGCGGCCCUCACACCACGGCGGCGCGAGAUUUAAAUGGCGGUGCGGUGCACAGCUGCCUGGGGGACAGGCUAGCACCAGGCGACCACCCUCCUGAGCGGGAUGUCGGAGGCACUGGGACCAGGAGAUGCCGGCACCAGCCAGACACAGGUAAGGUGCCUCAGUGGAGGCCUCCCCUACCUGUUGACCCCUAGCUCAAGGGGGGUAGGGCAGGGGGUCUGCGGUGGGAGCAGGCCCUUAGGCUCUGCCAGGAAGGAGGGGGGGGUGGCAAACUUGGUGU
Messenger RNA from Staurois parvus, 386 nucleotides. NCBI's taxonomy places the organism in Eukaryota, Metazoa, Chordata, Amphibia, Anura, Ranidae. The record is from the annotation of a GenBank genome assembly.